Messenger RNA from Candida dubliniensis CD36, 1227 nucleotides. It is a transcript of the gene SGT1, whose product is annotated as co-chaperone. Gene Ontology annotation, molecular function: protein-folding chaperone binding. The record is from RefSeq and is a predicted model, not a curated record. Gene Ontology annotation, biological process: protein stabilization. Bases 1 to 1227 code for a protein of 408 amino acids. The transcript has a single exon. NCBI's taxonomy places the organism in Eukaryota, Fungi, Ascomycota, Pichiomycetes, Serinales, Debaryomycetaceae.
AUGGCAAUCGAACAAUCUAUCACCAAGGGGGACGCAGCCCUUAAAGCCAAAGAUUAUUUAGGGGCAAUCUCCUACUAUUCCCAAGCAAUUAAAGAAAAUCCUGAAGCGUUCUCCCCUUAUUUGAAGAGAUCAACCGCGUAUCAAAAAUUAAAGAAUAAUGACAAAGCCAAGGCAGACAUAUGCAGUGCAUUUUCCAUAGCCUCUGAAAGAGGAAAAAGAAGAGACGUAGGUUUAUGUUAUUUUAAACUUGGAUUGAUCUAUUAUCAGGAAAAGAAAAUCAAAUUGAGUUUGACCCAAUUUGAAAAGGCCGUCGAGUACGAUUGCAAGGAACCAACUUUAUCUAUGUGGAAAGCCAAGGCUGAAUAUGACUUGAAAAAUCACCCUGAAUGGAAUGUUGAGGGAGAUAAAGAUGAUGAAGAUAUCGAUUUAGUCCUUGGUCUUGAAAACGAGCAUACCCAAUCGAAAGGUAAUGCUAAGAAGGAUGAAUCUGAUGAACCAAAGAUUGUUGAAUUGAAUAUUGACGAAGAAUCAAGUAAAAAGACAUUCAAGCCAGAAUCAUCGUCUUUAUCCGAUUCUGCUGCUCAAACUCCAAAGUCUACCAAUGUAGAUGUGAUUAACAAGAUUGCGCCACUAAACGUUAAAAUCAGAGAUGACUGGUAUCAAUCUAACGAGGAAGUUAUAAUAACCAUCUAUGCCAAAAAAGUCAAUGAAGAGAAAUUGAAAGUAGACAUUGAUACAAACUCGGUAUCUAUUUCCUUCCCAAGCGCAGCAAGCUCUGAAUACAACUAUAACUUGGAUCCAUUAUUUGCAGAAAUCAUUCCUUCGGAAUCAAAAUAUAAAGUGUACUCAACAAAGUUGGAAAUUGCUUUGAGAAAGAAGGAGGCUAACAAAUGGCCCCAACUAGAAAAGCAAGCUGUGGAGGGGAGGAACGAUACUCAGGGAGAGGACAAGAAAGAUGAUCCAUCGGGCUUAGUCUAUCCUACAUCAUCUAAAAAGAAGAUUAAUUGGAAUAAUUUUAAAAUCGAUGAUGAUACAGAAGAAGGCGACCCAAAUGACUUUUUCCGGAAAAUAUUCAAGGAUGUUGAUGAAGAUUCUAGAAGAGCAAUGAUGAAGAGUUACGUUCAAUCGAAUGGAACUGUUUUGACCACAAGUUGGGAUGAAGCUAAAGAUAAAGAAUUUGAGGUUUCGCCACCAGAUGGAAUGGAAACCAAGAAAUGGGAUACAUAA